Molecule: messenger RNA, 498 nt
Organism: Melampsora larici-populina 98AG31
Lineage: Eukaryota; Fungi; Basidiomycota; Pucciniomycetes; Pucciniales; Melampsoraceae
Exons: 2
Coding region: 1-498 (165 amino acids)
Source: RefSeq, a predicted model, not a curated record
AUGAGGUCGCAAUUGGGGACGACUUUCGUUCGAUUGGCGCUGAUAGUCAUAAUCUCCCUGGCACGAGAUCCGCUGCUGAACUUUCGAUUUGAUGGCUUCGUAAGCGCUGUUGAAGUCACGCGUUCCGGCACUCUCAACGGACCGGUGGACAAAUGUUAUGUUGCUCUGAAGCACAAUGAGCCUCAGUCCGCACCUGCUACUGCACACAAUUCCACUAGCGUAGAAACAAUUGACGACAGUAACGUGAUAUCUGCAAGGCUAUUGACGAUCGAUCCGUUCGAGACUUCAAACCGAAUUGUCACCCUCGAUAAUGGAAAAGAUUGCAAGAUCGCCGUCCUACUGCUAGUUAAGGAAUACAAAAAUCGCCAAAAUUUAAAAACAUUUUCUUCAUGUCAAGGGGAAGCCGAUACCCACCUCAAAGAGUCUAUGCAAAUGCGAGAUUUCGAAGAAGAUCACUUACAACUACGAUUACUACCAGUCCGACUCAGCAUUUUCUGA